AUGGACGUCUUCAUGCUCACAGAUGCCGUCAUUCGCGAUGUAUACGCCGUCACGGUCUUCAUCAAACAAGUAGUGGACAACUUCGGGUCGUAUGGCCCUGACACGGACCAAAUCAAACGAAAAUUAGUACACGAGCUUCUUUAUGUCGAGACGUUCCAGUCAAAUUUCUUCGAGGACCCUGAUAAUGCCGAAGCCUACAGAAGUCAAUCCCCCAUGCUUCAAGCAGACGUCAAAUCGACUCUCGACAGCCUCAAUAAGGUGUUGGCAGAGUAUGGGAUUGAAGCUGCCAAACAUGGUAUCUUGACAGAGGAUGAAGAGCAGGUUGAUCCUGUGUCAACGACGCGGCCCAAAAAGAGCGCCGAAGGCAAGGGACACAGUCGGCUUCACAAAAGGAUCGAGAAUUAUGUCUCGGCGGUCAAAGAAAUCAGAAAAAAGUUGGUGUGGUCUCUCUUCGAGAAGGACAAAAUCCUCCAAAUGCUGGUCGAGUAUAGCGAGUGGACAAACCGCCUGCGACAGUCCUCGGCCCUCAUGACGGAGAAAAUGCUUUGGAAAGGCUACAAAAGCUUUGCGGAGUUUGCUAACACGAAGAGUGCACAGGCUCUGGGAUUGCAAGAUGUUUUCAAACGACGAUUGCUCAUCAAUACCCUGCCGCCAGACAGCUUUACCUCGCUGGACGGGUCCAUUGUCGCACAUUCUGAGCGAAUGAUCACAUCCAACGUGGCCGUUGCCAAGUUCCAAGCCCACGACACACUGGAGCCAGCCGAAGUUGUGCUGGAGUAUCUUGCAUACAACAAUGCGCUACGGCAAGCUAUUGAUGCAAAACAAGACGCAGCGAUCACGGAGCGCAUGCUCCCGUACAGACAGUUGGCCUGGAUGCUCAACCAGGCGCCGUUUCCCCACGAAGCCGACAGCGAUGCCAUUCUGGCCGCCACGAGUCCGGCCCUGCUCACCUUGCGAUGUCUCGGUUACAUUAAUCAGGUCGCAGAAAAGCGAAUACAGUUCCUGUUCGAGGCUCCCAAGAUGAGUGUCAUGCAAGAACAGCUCUCGAUCAUGUCUCUCCAUCGUCUCAUUCAGGGCACCAAACCACCACCGGCGCCUACCUCGGACACCGUUUUCCUGCGGAUGUGGGAUGACUACUGGUCGUCGAGGAUCCGUCCGGAGGCCAGCGCUGGACGCAUGAGCACACAGCCCCUGCGGGACCGAUUCUUCCUGGCAUAUGCGCUGGCCUUGACGGUGCUGAACAUUCACAGCUCUGGCUGGGUCCAUAAGCACCUGUGGAGUCGCGGCGUCAUCAUCGUACCCUCCACCAAGCCGUCCCGGCAGUCCAGGUCGACCUAUUUGAUUCCCUAUGUCGCGGGAUGGGACGUCGCUCGUCCCACGGCAGCCAAGGAGACGGAUUAUAUGGCCGAUUACGACGCCGAGGCGAAUCUGUACCGUCAUCCGAACCGACAACAGAAGCCGUCAGCACGGUACACAUUGAUCCACGACUUGUACUCGCUCGGGGUGCUGCUGAUGGAGAUCGGGGCAUGGAGCACCGUCGACAACAUGUUCCGAAGCCAAAUCAGAUGGGCGAAGAAGCAGGGCAGAGCCCCAGACGUCGACAUGGUCCGAGUGGAAUGGCGGAGGACCGUAAAGGCCGAGGUCGAACGCCAGAUGGGCGAGGGCUACGCAAACGCUGUCGCAUGCUGCUUGCUGAGCGAUUUUGGCGUGGCCGUAGACGAUCAUGCUGACACCAACCUUGCUGUCAGGUUCAAGACCACCGUGGUGGACGCCAUCAAACUAGGUAUAGCUCUUUAG
Molecule: messenger RNA, 1797 nt
Organism: Fonsecaea erecta
Lineage: Eukaryota; Fungi; Ascomycota; Eurotiomycetes; Chaetothyriales; Herpotrichiellaceae
Exons: 1
Coding region: 1-1797 (598 amino acids)
Source: RefSeq, a predicted model, not a curated record